UCCCCUUCCUCCCUCUGCUCUGGUGUAGUCUGCUAGGCAGGCCUCCAUCUAUUUUUAUCCUGAACUACCAGGGACUGGAGGAAGAUUGCUGCUUUCCCUGUUCCAAGAGCAGAGAAGCUGGUUGCAGUUUAAAAGAAGCAGCUUUGCCUUUAUUAGGCAAAAGGAAGGCUGCUUUGGAGUGGAUUCUAACAUCGUAGUUCAGAGGUGUGCGUGAUAGCAACAACUAAGACUGCUUCCAGCAUCAUUAACUAUGAGACCUUCCUUUGGAGAAUGGAAGCUGUUCUUCCACUGAGGUGAAGAGAAAUACAUCAGGAAGUUCUUCUAAUGAAGACGACAUCUGAAAUUCCUCGUCUCUUUUUUUGUUGUUGUUUUAAAUAUGCCACUGACCUAGGACAGUUUGAAGAGCAAGCUGUGAAAAAGGAGCUGUGGAUCCAGAUAUGGUGCAGGAGAAUGUUAUUUUCUUUUUAACUCUUUUGGUCUUCAAGCAGUAAGGAAUGUAUUUUGACAGUGAUGGAAUGGAUGACGUUGUCACUGAAAUAUCUAGAUUGGAUAUGGAGGAGAAUUAUAAAAAGGCGCAAAAAAAUGAAAGAGAAUCUAUCAGGCAAAAACUGGCACUCGGAAGUUUCUUUGAUGAUGGCCCAGGAAUUUAUACAAGUUGUAGUAAAAGUGGCAAGCCAAGCCUUUCUUCUCGGUUACAGAGUGGGAUGAAUUUACAAAUUUGUUUUGUCAAUGACAGUGGAAGUGACAAAGAUAGUGAUGCUGAUGACAGCAAGACUGAAACUAGUCUAGAUACUCCUUUAUCUCCUAUGAGCAAGCAGAGCUCUUCCUAUUCUGACAGAGAUACUACUGAGGAGGAAUCUGAAUCCUUGGAUGAUAUGGAUUUUCUCACAAGACAAAAGAAACUUCAAGCCGAAGCCAAAAUGGCUCUGGCGAUGGCAAAGCCAAUGGCCAAAAUGCAAGUAGAGGUGGAAAAACAGAAUAGGAAAAAAUCUCCAGUAGCUGAUCUUCUGCCACAUAUGCCUCAUAUAAGUGAAUGCUUGAUGAAAAGAAGUUUAAAACCCACAGACCUGAGAGAUAUGACAAUUGGGCAACUACAAGUGAUAGUCAAUGAUCUACAUUCACAGAUAGAAAGCUUGAAUGAAGAAUUGGUGCAACUGCUGCUUAUUCGAGAUGAAUUGCACACAGAGCAGGAUGCAAUGCUGGUAGACAUUGAAGAUUUGACCAGUGUGGCCCCCUAUCAAUGCCAUGAUAAUUUAGCACCAUUGCUACAGACAAGGUAAAAUAUAAUGAAAAGCUCUGUUUAUCCAGAUCUCUCUAAUCCGUCCCCUCCUCAUGCAAUAUUCACCCUCUUUUCCCCUUUUGUAAACCCUUUGUUGUCCUUUGCUCCAAUUACUUUCAUGUUUCCCAGAUUGUCUCAUUAAGAAAGUCUCUAGUAAUUUCACAGCAAAAUAUGCUAGUCUGCCUUUCUUUUAACUUUCUUACAUGUAAUGUUGUGUGUUCUACCACUGAUCUAACAUCUUCAAAAUUCCAUGAAAUUAAAUUCACACAGUAUCUUCAGUGCUUAUUUAUGAUGUCAUGCCAUGGAUUAUUCAACCACAUGAUCUUUUUGAUGGAGCCAAUGUUUAGAUUGUAAACAAUCUAAAUUAAUAAUAAUUUAGGGGUAAUUUAGAGAUUACUAAUUUGACAAAUGCAUUUAGAUCGCCCCUUGUUCUCUCAAACGCACACACACCCGCCCUUCCAAAUAUUUCUAGCCAAAUAAUUUUAUACAUAGUAGCCUGAGAACUUAGGAAGUUUUGAACCUUAAGUUUCAUAAAGAUCUGAAGGAUUUUGAGUGAAAAAUCACUUCAAAUUGUGAAGAAAGACGCAUCCUAUUUUAAUCCAAAAGCUUUUCAAAUAUAUAAUUUCCAAAGUUCUCAAAACUUUGGGCUGAUGUGUUUUAAUUGUGAAUAUUGAAAAAAAAUGAAAUAUAGAUUUAUUUCGAUUCAUCAAGACAUUCAUUAUGAAGUUGAAUCCAUCUGAACUCAGUCAAUACUUGCAAGGGCACAUUUUAUAGGCAAUGAAAUGUCUAAGCUAGUUUUUACCAAUUUUUGAAGUGUCCUUCAAAGUUGUUGAAACUGCAGCUCUCCUAAUAUGCAUAGUCAGGAUAUCUGAGAAUCAUAAUAGAAAUAUAACCAGAAGAAUGCCAGGUUAGAGAUGAACGACUGAAGCAUAUUAAUGUUUCAUGUCUUUUUGAGCCUUAUCGGUAAAAUACGGUGAGUACACAUCAUAUUCUCUCGGCAAUUUUUGCAGCACUUAAUCAUUGAAUGGUCCUCAUCCAUAGGCUUCUGGAAAGAUUAAACUGCACUGUUUCAACAUUGAGUAUUUUCAUUAACAUGUUUGUAGUUUUUAUUAUAAUAGUAAUGCAUUCUUCAUUAUGGGUUUUCCUGAAGUUGAAGAAAGAGUCAGAUACAUAGUAAGAAAGGGAAUGGAUAGCACCUACAGAAAUAAUUGCAUGCCCUCUAUGGACAAAAUUAGGAAAUGCAUUUUUGCUCAGCGAUAAAAACACAUGUGGCUACAAAGAACAAAACUGGACAGACAUUAAGCAUAUCACUGGAAAUAUUUUAAUGGUUUGUAGCAAAUAUCAAGUUCUAAGAUUUUACUUUUAAAAGAACAGCUGCAUGGAAAGAGUUGUUUAACUAUUUCCUUGUUACAAUCUCAAUAGAAUUGCCCUUUUAUUCCUUAUAGCUUCUGGAAAAAAAGCAACUUCCCACUAGAGAGUUAAAAUUUAGAUGGCAAUUGCUACUAUGUAAAUUAAGACAAAGGCUAUAUAACUUUAUAAUGACGCCUUUUUCUCUUGUCUUGUUUGGAUCUGAAAGUGUAACCUAUUCAAAGAUUAUGGACAAAAAUGAUAAAGGAGCAUUUAUAUAGACAUCUACAUCUAUACCAGUGGCGGUGAACAUAUGGUACAUGUGCCAGAGAUGGCACACAGAGCCCUCUUUGUGGGCACACGCACAGCCAUCCCAACUCUGUUUCAGGUUUCUGCCAACCAGCCAGCUGGUCUUCAGGUCUCUGCUGUGCAUGCAUGGUAUGCGCACCCAUGCAUGGGCCACGCACCUUGCUGUUUGGACGUACAUGCACACUUUGGGCACUCGGUGCCUAAAAGGUUCAUCAACACUGGUCUAUACUCUAGUAGCAUCUAUUACUCCCUGUUGAAUCUGGAAGGUUGCAGGAGAGAUAUUUAUUCACAAUUGCUUAAAUGGCAGUAAGUCUCUUUGAAACUCUGCUCUUAUAGAAACUCAGUAUGGCAAAACUGGAAGCUUAGAAGCAGAGUCCAUGCAUAUUCUCAAUUCAUCCAGGCCAUGGUUAUCCCAAGGUGAUUUUUCUAAAAGGCAACUGGACUUUCUUGGUAUUUUCUUUGCAAAUGUUUUGUUUCUCAGCCAAGAAGCUUCUUCUCUUCAACUGAAGAAGCCUCAUCUUCAGUUCAAUUGAAGAUGCUUCUUGGAUGAGAAGCAAAACAUUUUCAGAGAAAACACCAAGAAAGUUCAGUUGUCCUUUGGGGAAAAAAACACAUUUAAGACUUAGAAACACAGGUGCCUAGCAAGGUACUGGUUGACUAAGCAGGUCGGGGAAGCUAACAUUAUUAGGCCACAAGUUAUUAAAGCAUCAGAUUUGUGAGCUGGAACACUUAAUCUAGUGUUUAAGUGUCGCUUAAAAUGAUUAGAUAAUAGGGAGUGGAAGAGACCUUUUCCUGAUGUUUUUGGCAGCUGCAAUAUUUUAAUAAAUAAAUAUGAAAAUAAUUGUCCAAUUUGAUUUAAUCUUGCAAAUUGUUUCCUAAAAAUUAGCUGAAAAAGAUGUAAAACAUCCAAACUCAACAAUAUAUCAAAAUCUUAGAUAAAGCUAUGAAUACAGGUAGUGCUAAAUUAACAACUGGUCACUUAGCAGAGUACUUCUGACUUGGAUUUGAAGGUCUGAUGGUAGUGGGAACCAUGGUCACUCCCCCCGACUGCAUUUUUGGCAUUUGGCAACUGGGCUGCAUUUAUGACCAUUUCCUGCAGUCACAUGAUCACAUUUUAUGAUAGUUUUGCCAAAGUUUACUUCUGGUUUUUAGAAAAACUGUGCCCAUGGCAAUUCAUCCAUUUCCUUUACAGCUGCAGUCAUUCACUUCGUCACCACCAUCACAAAAAGGGUCAUAAAGUCAAGUUGGUCAUAUGACCAACUCACUUUACAAUUGGCACAAGUUACAAUUGUGAUAGGCAGAUUCCAUUACUGUUCUACCUAAAGCAGGGGUGUCACACUCAAGGUCCAUGGGGUGGAUUUGGGUCGCAGGGUGCUUAAAUCUGGCCCAUGGGAGCGGCCUGAAAAUAGCAAAGGACUGUCCUGCAGUGCUUCUGGCAAUCAAAACGGGGGCUGGGGGGGGCUUGUAGCCUGAAAAGCCUCCUGCAAAACUCUGCCAGCCAAAACAGGGUGCGGGCAUCCCCAUGCCCUGUUUUGGCCGGCAGAGUGUUGCAGAAGGUGUCCAUCCUGUCCGUCCCCCCCACCCGCGGAGAACUAUAGUGCUGAUCCGGCCCUUGAAGAAAUCCAGUUUGACACCCCUUGACCUAAAGCACUACCUGUAAUGUAUGUUUCUUAUCUGUCCUCCCUCCAACAUGAGCAAAAUGUGACUGCAAUAAGGAGUACAUCUGCACAAGUAUGUCUAAUAGUAUGCCUCUUGACACUAUUCCCAAAUGUUUGGCUUCCCUUAUGGCUAUGCCCAUAACUACAAUCCAGCAGCAUAGGAGUGUGAAUCCCUGAUUCAUGACAUAUUUUGAGAUCAAAUCAGGAUACGUUAUUGCCAGUACUAGCAUACAAAAUGUAUAUUACUCAUACAUUUUUAAGCAAUACAUACGCAAUACAGUUUUAUCAUCGGUAUCUUUGAACACACUUCCCAAACCGAUAACAAAACAUUCUGGAUUUCCAAAGCAUGGUGGGUGGAUGUAGACAGAUAAUAGAAAAUACAUUUUUCUUAUCAGCUACAUUUCCAAAAUAAUCAAAUGAGUAAUAUGUAGCUGUGAUAAGGAGUAUCAGUUCAAUUAUGGUAGGAGGAUGCUUCCUGACACAAUUUCUAAAUAUUUGGCUUGGGCCAAACUUGAUUAUUGGGGAGCUGCUCCUUUAAAAAGAGUGCAGAAUGCAGCCUUAAGCUACAGUUGUAUGUUUUCCAAUAUGGUGUAAGGGUUCAUGUGUUUUCCAGACAGUUAAAGCUCUAAAGCAAUGUUUCCUAAACUUUAAGGAGUGUAGACUUAAACUCCCAGAAUUCUCCAGCCAACAUCAGACUUAAUAAUUAUUUUUAUAGAUUUUUUUUUAUUUUUGUGUCUCUUUCAGUGAAAGUAUUCUAACAUUUGUUCAAUCAUGAAAGAGAAAGAUGGGCUAGUAAAGAAAGAAACUAUGGUUAGCGCAAUAAUUCCCAUGGAUUAAUUUUUAUUUUAUAUUCAAAAUGACGACAAAAUCCAAACUUUGAAUAACUAUAGAACAAGGGUGUCAAACCCACCUCGUCGUGUUGCCGUCAUGUGACGUUUCACAAUGCUUUUUCCCUUUGCGGAACUUUCCCUGUGCACGAUGCACCCAGCCCAGGAGGCGUCAAUUUGACAUCACUCCUUUAGAGAAAACCCCUGAAAUUAUCUGAGGAUAGGUACAGCCCUGGAGCCACAAAUUGUUCUCCCCUGUUGUUGAGGAAAAAGUGCUAAUGUUUAUGCGCUCUUGUACAAAAUGUUUGGGAGCCAGGCUGUAUACCCACAAUUUCUGUGUAUUUCCUGAUAGUCGCUUUCUUGGCAGCAAAAAGUACCAGGCCUAACAUUAUUUCUGCCAUAAAUGUAUUUAUUGGAGGAAAAAAUAUUGUGGAACAGCCACUAUUACUACCUUGCUGGUAAUUUUGACAGGUACCAUAAGUAGGCUAUUGUUAGUGAGGAAGAAAAGGACCCAGUAUUUGCUUUGGAUUUUAUCACUGAUGGGAUAAAAGGUCGAGAGAGUUGCCUCAUAGAUGAAAUAAAGUAUGAAAUGGUCCAACAUGCUCAUACAGCACCAAAGCAGCUCUUAAAUUGGUUUAGACAAAAGAAACCAAAAGUUUAAAAAAAUGAUUCCUACCCUUUUUGUGAUGACAAAGAUUAUGCAAGUCCCAAGAAAGCAGUUCUAUGUUCUCAUCUUCUUGGAGAGGAAGGGCAGUUGGGAUGAGUUUUAAUUUGGCAGAUGUAACGCAAAGUACUUCAAGGCCAAGUGAAAUCCGAGACAACACCUUGGUGUUAUCUCUCCUAUCUACCCUCUGUGAACCCUAAGCUGAGAGAAAUCAGAAAGAUUGAAGAGGAAAGAAUUUUAAUAUGGAUUCCCCCAGUUUCUUUCAGGCAGGUUAUUACUGUGCUACUCUAUACUUGUUUCUUUCGCGUGUUCUUCUAUACAUUAUUGGUGGUUUUAUUGCAUUUGGUCUAGCAGUGGUAUUCUUUUAGACCAGGGGGUGGGGAAAUGUUAGGGGUAUCUCCGUUGGGAGACAGAAAGUAGUGCAGCGGAAUGUUGCAACUAGAGAGAAAGUGUGUUGCUAGUAUAAACAUAUGAAGAGAGUUUCAGACACUGCUAGUAAAAACAAGUAGCUUUACUACUGAUAAAUUGCUUCACAGGCAGUCAUAGUAGAUAGUAGAUAUUAGUCCAAACACAAUUCAAAGAACAAAUAAUAGCUUACAGUCGCAGUUCACAUUCCAGUCAUCAAGCAUA
Molecule: messenger RNA, 6714 nt
Organism: Thamnophis sirtalis
Lineage: Eukaryota; Metazoa; Chordata; Lepidosauria; Squamata; Natricidae
Source: RefSeq, a predicted model, not a curated record